Molecule: messenger RNA, 1703 nt
Organism: Penicillium crustosum
Lineage: Eukaryota; Fungi; Ascomycota; Eurotiomycetes; Eurotiales; Aspergillaceae
Product: chaperonin-containing T-complex subunit CCT6
Exons: 7
Coding region: 75-1703 (542 amino acids)
Biological process (GO): protein folding
Cellular component (GO): chaperonin-containing T-complex
Molecular function (GO): ATP hydrolysis activity; ATP binding; ATP-dependent protein folding chaperone
Source: RefSeq, a predicted model, not a curated record
AAGCGCUCUACCAUCCCCUAAUUUAAUAUUUUUGAGUUAUUGGACGUGAUACCCUGUCAUUCAUUACCUGGGAGAUGUCUGCAACUCAACUACUUAACCCCAAGGCGGAGUCGAGGCGGAGAGGAGAGGCCUUGAAGGUGAACAUCGGUGCCGGUGAAGGUCUUCAAGAUGUUCUCAAGUCUAACCUGGGUCCUUCGGGAACCUUGAAGAUGCUGGUUGAUGGUGCAGGCGCAAUCAAAUUGACCAAAGAUGGAAACGUUUUGUUGCGGGAGAUGCAAAUCCAAAACCCCACGGCUGUUAUGAUCGCUCGCGCUGCGACCGCACAAGAUGAUAUCACCGGUGAUGGAACAACAUCUGUUGUUUUGCUGGUGGGAGAGCUUUUGAAGCAGGCAGAGCGUCACAUCUCGGAGGGUCUGCACCCCCGUGUCAUCACUGAUGGCUACGAGAUUGCCAAGACGGAGGCCUUGAAAUUCCUUGAAAACUUCAAGCUCGAGCGUCCUAUUGACCGAGAGCUAUUGCUUUCUGUCGCCCGUACCUCCCUCUCCACCAAGCUCAACGGUGCUCUCGCCGAGAAGCUUACCCCCGACAUCGUCGAUGCCGUGCUCGCCAUCCACAGAGCCCCUGAGAAGCCUGAUUUGCACAUGGUUGAGAUUAUGACGAUGCAGCACCGGUCGUCAUCGGAUACCCAGCUUAUUCGUGGUCUCGCCUUGGACCACGGUGCCAGACACCCCGACAUGCCCAAGCGGGUGGAGAACGCUUUCAUUCUGACAUUGAACGUCAGUCUGGAGUACGAGAAAUCCGAAAUUAACUCCGGAUUCUACUACUCCAACGCCGAGCAGAGAGAUAAGCUGGUUGAGAGUGAGCGCAAGUUUGUGGAUGCGAAGCUGCAGAAGAUUGUGGAUCUCAAGAAGGAGGUUUGUGGAAACGACCCCAACAAGGGAUUCGUUGUCAUCAACCAGAAGGGUAUCGAUCCCCUCAGCUUGGAUGUUCUUGUUAAGAAUGGCAUUUUCGCUCUUCGCAGAGCCAAGCGCAGAAACAUGGAGCGUCUUCAGCUAGUUUGCGGUGGAACUGCUCAGAACAGUGUCGAGGAUUUGUCUCCGGAGGUUCUUGGGUGGGCUGGUCUGGUCUACGAGCACCAGCUUGGCGAGGAGAAGUUCACUUUCGUUGAAGAGGUCAAGGAUCCUAAGUCUGUGACUAUCCUCAUUAAGGGUCCUAAUGGACACACCAUCACCCAGGUUAAGGAUGCCGUUCGUGAUGGUUUGCGCUCUGUCUACAACACCAUUGUUGAUGGGUGUGUCAUUCCCGGAGCUGGUGCAUUCCAAGUUGCAUGUGCCGUACACUUGCAGUCCCAGGCCUUCACCAAGACCGUUAAGGGUAAGGCCAAGUGGGGUGUUGGUGCUUUCGCUGAUGCCCUUCUGAUUAUCCCCAAGACUCUUGCUGCCAACUCAGGCCACGAUAUCCAGGAUUCGCUGGCUGCUCUUCACGAUGAGGCCACUGAUGGCAACACUGUCGGUUUGGAUCUGGUCACUGGCGAACCCAUGGAUCCCGUCCAAGAGGGUGUCUUCGAUUCUUUCCGUGUUCUGCGCAACUGCAUCGCUUCCAGCACAGGCAUCGCCUCUAACCUCCUUCUGUGCGAUGAGCUACUGAAGGCUCGGCAGAUGAGCAAAGCCGGUGCCGGUGGCCCCGGUGGUCAGGAAGAGUAA